AUGGCAGCCGUAGACGUGGAUGUCGUAGAGAGUGCUUUGAGAGAUGUGAAUUUAUCUAGUGGUAGAGAAAUUGUUUUAAAACCAGAGCAAGAAUCAGCAGUAAGGGCUCUUUUAGCUGACAGAGAUGUCCUGGCGGUUUUGCCGACCGGAUACGGCAAGAGUUUAAUUUACCAAAUGUUUGUACGUGCGAAGAACUACGAGCUAAAUGGUAAUGCGGCGAUUCUCGUCAUUUCGCCACUGAAAAGUAUUAUCGAAGACCAGUUGCAGGAGAUGGAAUUGUUGGGCUACCCAGCGAAAGAUUUAGCCACUUUAUCGAACGAUGACAUUCGCCGAUGUAACUUCAAAAUUCUGUUUGCAACCGCCGAAAAAGUCAAAGAGAAGCCCUUCCGAGCAAUGUUGAUGGACUCCAAAUCGAAGUUACAUCGAAACAUCUCGGCUAUUGUGGUGAACGAAUCGCACACGGUCGAGACAUGAACAGGAAAAAGGAAGAAAGCUCUAACUUGUUUUUGUUGCGUCUAAAGAGUAUUGGUGUAGCUACAAGGGAUGUCGAUUUUUAUAAGCUUUCUAUUGAAAUGCACUGGAAAUUUUACACAACUGUAAUGAUUUCUAGUUCGCACCCUAGCAUGAAUCUAGCUUUGAGAUUGAAUGGAUGAGAUUCGAGAUUACCCGAGUAAAAUUACAACUGUUGCUUUGAUCAUAAGUUGCUUUUGUUUGAUUAUGACAAGUGCUUUAUCGUUUCAUUUUAGGAAGAACUCCAAGGGUACCGGUGGAACAGCUUUCAGAAAAGCUUAUGGAGAACUUGCUGUUCUGAGAUCUUUGUGCAAAGAAGGUUAGUUAUUUUUAAUUAUCAUCCCAUACGUUUAAAUCCUGAAAGUGGGGUAAUUGACAUUUUAGGUUGGAAAUGAUAAUGAAAGUAUUGGGAGGAAGACUAUUGUAAAGUAAUAGGUUCUAUACUGUAGAAGCUUUGUCGAAACCAUUGCAAAAAUAUUUUUACUGUUUACUUAUACAUACACUCCCUUUGUUUCAUGGUAACAGUACAGUGAUUAAUAAUAAUCAUUCUCUUUACUUAUUUUAGGAACUCCCAUUCUUGCUUUAACUGGGACAGCUGAUGAUACAACUAAGAGCACAAUAUGCGGGGAGCUGUCCUUACAUGAAGAUGUCCUUAAGAUCUUUAUUAGUCCUCACAGGCCAAACAUCAGGAUUUCUGUCACCAAAGUAAAGAAGGACGACAUGGACAAACAAAUUGAUUAGCUCGUGGAGGAAAGUGAAAGAGAAAGGAGAUACAACACCCAAGACCAUAAUCUUUUGCAGCACCCUUAAAGAUAUAGCAACUGUGGUCAACUUGCUAUUCUUCAAGCUAGGUAAACAUGCCACUGUGCCUGUUGGCUCAUCAGACUAUGAAAACUUUAUUAUUGGAAUCUUCCAUUCUGUCAGUUGGCCCAAAAUGAAGGAGAAGCUUCUAGCAGAUUUUAGAAAGCAGUAAAAAAAAAGCAUAAUCGUAUCUAGUACUGCUCUCAGUAUGGGCGUAAACUUUGGGGAUGUUAGGUACAUCAUUAACUGGGGUCCCGCACGAAAUUAA
Molecule: messenger RNA, 1579 nt
Organism: Porites evermanni
Lineage: Eukaryota; Metazoa; Cnidaria; Anthozoa; Scleractinia; Poritidae
Source: the annotation of a GenBank genome assembly